UGUCCACCAUCACGAACACUGCUACCGCCACAACCUCGUUGUUCUUCACCACCACCCUGCCAGGCACCACUGUUGUCCAGACUCUCCCACCGGUGACGACUGUAUUGACUCUCCCUGGCGCCGUGACCACAAUCAUUGCUCCUGGCACAACCGUGGUUAGCACUCUACCUGGGGUUGUGACUACUACUACUCUUCCAGGAAUUGUUACCACCAUCACUUCUCCUCCGAUCACCACAACCGUCCGGUUCCCUGGAACUUCUGUUACUCUUACCCAGACUCUGGCUUGCACCGCUCGCGCAGCACCUACCCGGCCGUCCAGAAGUGUCCCCAAGGAUUAUACGUGGGGUUGUGCACCCGGUUACAUAUGUAAUCCCAAGGACCGUUGCGAUACCGAGCCUCCCCCAGCUGACGGCUACCUCUGUGAGCCUGACGAGUGUGAGGUUGCUCCGCCGCUUUGCCCGUACCCAGAUGAUUGGGGCCAUGACUUCACUUCCAAAAAGGUUGGAACUUGGCUGAUUCAGCCACCCUACUAUCCUCUUGACCCAGGAAUGUUUGGUCUGGACUGGUCCAUCUUUUCGAUCUUGGAGCGCAGGAGCAUUGAGGAUAGUGUUACAAUGACCAAGAGGCAGAGCGGCACCCAGUUUUCUGCAUGCUACGAUGAGUGCGGUAUGAUAUCCAAUUAUCUAUUUCAUUGUCCGAGCUUGAGCUGACUGCAAUCCUUCAGACUCUGCCAAUGUUAAUGCCCAGAAUCUCGGAAAGACCGCGAGACUUUGCCUGCCUGAUUCGGCCUUUAAGGUCGCCUACCGCAAUUGCCAGAAGUGUUUCGCCUUCCAUGCCAGUACCGCAAUGCCACAGCAGAUGCCUGUUACUUCUGUUGAGCCUAUUUACCGACAGUACAUUAAUUAUUGUAAUGCUAACUUCCCGGAAACUACGAGUACCUCAGGUGCAACUUCUUCUCGGACAAGUUCCUCACCGCAAUCGCAGGCUACCUCUUCUUCCGCGCCGGCUAGUACUGUGUGUUAACACCACCCCCCUUUUGUUUGGUCCUUGGAGAAAACGCUAACCCGGGUUCCCAUAAAAGCCUUCAAGCUCUGCUACACCUUCUGCGUCCCCAAGCAAUUCACCAAGUUCAUCUUCAGGACCAGUUUCUACGGUACCACCAACCUCUUCACCCGUGCCAACCACUACCGCCACACCCACCCCCUCUUCCUCUUCCCGCCCUACAUCACCUUCCUCAUCUACGGUAGUGAGUGUCUUGGGAGCAGGUAGCUCUACUUUGGGGACUUCCUCCAGUAUGUCUCCCUCUUCCCCGCCACAGCGAGCUCUAGACUAGGGUCAGCCUCUUCCGCCACGUUAGAGGCUGUCUCUAGUCUAGUUCGUCCCUCCGAGUGCUAAUAUCCUCCUCAGCCUUCGCAUCAAGAUCUGGAUCUUUGUCCGCAUCUGUCUUUGCUUCUCCUUCCGCUGCUACUAAUACCGGGUCUGGAUCACCAUCGUCGUCACCAUCCUCGGCGGCCGGCGGUUUGAGCUCGUCCGGGCCAUCAUUGGCUGUGGUUGGCACCGGUACUGCGUCUUCUGGGCCGGUGGUCCCGACGGGCCCUGCGGCUAACUCGGUGGGUAUCCAUGUUCCACAUUUGUUUAGUUACGAUCGCUAACUCUCUCCACAGACCAGACCCACAACCCCAGGGAGCGGAAACGUUACUUCAACAUCCAACAUGCCACCUGUUAAUACCGGCGGUGCCUCAUCGGUUUCUCCAAUGGGCUUUUGGGCACUGGCCUCAAUUCUGCUCCUGAGUACAUGGGCUCUCUUUUAAUCCCCCCUAGCUUAGGCUCUGAGCCUUCCGUAUAUCAUUGCAUUAUCACCAUCUAGGGAAUCGGACCUGGAUGUGGAAAAUAGGAUAGAAAUAUGGGUUUUUUCCUUUCCAUUUUUCCUUCAUUUUUGUUAGCUGUGUUUCCGGUUGCGAUUAUGUUUUUCCUUUUACGUUUCAUGCAUACUCGAGUAAUGGUGUCGCGCAUUGGGUCGGUUAGUGUCCGAUGCAGAUGCGUGCGUAUGUGGGUCCGUGGGCCGGGUUUGAAUUGUGGCGACGGAUUUUAUUUGUCUGAAUUCUUUUACACGCCUAUGCGGAGGAAUGAGAUACGAAGCCUUCAUGAGUUUAGUAACCGUGGAGGCGUGAUGGUGGUAUUUUUUAAUGACUUUUUUCUUUGUUGGCUUAUCGCCACGUUACGAUCUCUAAGACAAUGUACCGGUAUGAUAUGUAUGGUAUUAUAUCAUAGCUGAUAACAAAUAUGCGGGGAUGUCAUAUCAUG
Molecule: messenger RNA, 2304 nt
Organism: Tuber aestivum (summer truffle)
Lineage: Eukaryota; Fungi; Ascomycota; Pezizomycetes; Pezizales; Tuberaceae
Source: the annotation of a GenBank genome assembly